AUGGCCGGGAGGCGGCUGUUGUCCAUUCGCUGGACCCUACUGCUUUCCUUGGUCACCCUACUCGGAUGUCUUGUCAUACCCGGAGUCGCUGUAAAGCACGAGAAUUUCAAAAAAUGCUCACAAUCCGGUUUCUGUAAACGAAACAGGGCAUACGCCGACGACGUCGCCGCCAAGGGCUCUGCUUGGAGCUCUCCAUAUGAACUUGACUCUUCAUCUAUCCAGUUCCAGGACGGUCAAUUGCACGGAACAAUUCUUAAAUCGGUAUCCGCCGAUGAGAAGGUCAAGUUACCUCUCAUCGUAUCCUUCCUCGAGUCUGGAGUUGCCCGAGUCGUUAUUGACGAAGAAAAACGCUUGAACAAGGAAAUUGAGCUUCGCCAUGAUAGCCAGGCUCGCAAGGAAAGAUAUAAUGAAGCGGAAAAAUGGGUCCUAGUUGGUGGCCUGGAACUGAGCAAGUCUGCGACCCUGGAUUCCGAAUCGGAGACAGGAAUAACCAGGGUUCUAUAUGGACCAGAGAAUAGCUUCCAAGCAAUCAUUCGCCACUCUCCGUUUGACGUAGAGUUUCAAAGGGAUGGACAGACUCAUGUUCAUCUGAAUAACAAAGGAUACCUGAACAUGGAGCAUUGGCGACAGAAGGUGGAUACUUCCGAGGGUGACGGUGAGCAGAACUCUGGAUCCCAGGAAGAUGAGAGCACCUGGUGGGAAGAGACAUUUGGUGGAAACACAGAUACAAAACCCAAAGGUCCUGAGAGCGUGGGAUUGGAUAUCACAUUUCCCGGCUACGGCCAUGUUUAUGGUAUCCCAGAGCAUGCUGAUUCCCUAUCUUUAAGGGAGACCAGAGGCGGUUCCGGAAACCAUGAAGAGCCUUACCGCAUGUACAAUUCCGACGUGUUUGAAUACGAACUCAAUAGUCCUAUGACUCUAUACGGUGCAAUUCCACUUAUGCAAGCGCACAGACCCGGCUCUACUGUCGGCGUGUUUUGGCUUAAUGCUGCCGAGACAUGGGUGGACAUUGUGAAGUCGACAUCCUCUGCCAACCCACUUUCUCUAGGGGUGGGCUCAAAAACCGAUACUCAAAGUCAUUGGUUCUCUGAGUCUGGACAAAUCGACUUGUUUGUCUUCCUAGGACCUACGCCACAGGAUAUCAGCAAGACGUAUGGCGAACUCACCGGUUAUACUCAGCUGCCUCAGCACUUCGCCAUCGCGUACCAUCAGUGUCGCUGGAAUUAUGUCACCGAUGAAGAUGUAAAAGAUGUCGAUCGCAAUUUUGACAAAUAUCAAAUCCCAUACGAUGUUAUCUGGCUUGAUAUUGAGUAUCUUGAUGACAGAAAAUAUUUCACCUGGGAUCCGCUGACCUUUCCCAAUCCGAUUGGUAUGGAGGAACAGCUCGAUGAAUCGGAACGCAAGCUUGUGGUCAUCAUCGACCCUCAUAUCAAGAAUAAGGAGCACUACACCAUCUCAGAGGAGCUUAAGAGCAAGAAUCUGGCCACUCGGAACAAGGAUGGUGAGAUUUACGAGGGCUGGUGUUGGCCAGGGUCAUCCCAUUGGGUGGACUGCUUCAAUCCGGAGGCUAUCAAGUGGUGGAUAGGCCUGUUUAAGUAUGAUAAGUUCAAGGGCACACUUCCGAAUGUCUUCAUUUGGAAUGAUAUGAACGAGCCAUCCGUGUUCAAUGGCCCAGAAACCACUAUGCCUAAAGACAACCUUCACUAUGGCAACUGGGAGCACCGUGACAUUCACAAUGUCAACGGUAUCACGUUUGUGAAUGCGACGUACAAUGCGAUGUUGGAACGGAAGAAAGGCGAGCUUCGUCGGCCGUUCAUUUUGACACGGUCGUAUUAUGCUGGAGCCCAGCGGAUGUCUGCCAUGUGGACUGGCGACAAUCAGGCAACUUGGGAACAUCUGGCCAUCUCUCUGCCUAUGGUUUUGAACAAUGGCAUUUCUGGAUUCCCCUUCGCAGGAGCUGAUGUUGGUGGUUUCUUCCACAACCCAAGCAAAGACCUCCUCACAAGAUGGUAUCAAACUGGCAUUUGGUAUCCUUUCUUCCGUGCGCACGCACAUAUAGAUACUCGUCGGCGUGAACCGUAUUUGAUCAGUGAGCCUCAUCGGUCUAUCAUCGCCCAGGCCAUUCGUUUGAGAUACCAGCUCUUACCUGCUUGGUACACUGCAUUUCACGAAGCUUCGGUGAAUGGAACGCCGAUUGUGAGACCCCAGUUCUAUGUUCAUCCUUCGGACGAAGCAGGCUUUGUCAUCGAUGACCAACUCUACCUCGGUUCUACUGGUAUCCUUACGAAGCCGGUAGUCUCUGAGGGAGCAACUACUGUAGACAUUUAUCUCGCUGAUGAUGAGAAGUACUACGAUUAUUUCGAUUACACGGUCUACCAAGGGGCCGGUAAGAGACACGAGGUGCCUGCACCUCUUGAGAAAGUACCCGUUUUAAUGCAGGGUGGCCAUGUGAUUCCUCGAAAGGACAGACCUCGCCGCAGUAGCGGGUUGAUGAAAUGGGAUCCGUACACUCUUGUUGUUGCCUUAGACAAGAACGGAGAGGCAGAUGGCACGCUGUAUGUGGAUGACGGAGAGACGUUUGAUUAUGAGCGAGGAGCGUAUAUUCAUCGUCGUUUCCACUUUCAUGCCUCCACUCUGUCGUCGGAAGACAUUGGAACCAAGGGCCCCAAGACAGCCGAAUACCUCAAGGCCAUGGCAAGCGUGCGAGUUGAAAGGGUGGUGGUUAUUGAUCCACCGAAAGAGUGGCAGGAGAAGUCGUCCGUGACUGUCAUCGAGGAUGGUGCCAAGACUGCGUCCACAGCGGCCAUGGAGUACCAUACCCAGCCGGACGGAAAGGCCCCAUAUGCCGUGGUGAAAAACCCUACUAUCAGCAUUGGAAAGACCUGGAGGAUCGAGUUCUGA
Molecule: messenger RNA, 2901 nt
Organism: Aspergillus bombycis
Lineage: Eukaryota; Fungi; Ascomycota; Eurotiomycetes; Eurotiales; Aspergillaceae
Product: glucan 1,3-alpha-glucosidase ROT2
Exons: 3
Coding region: 1-2901 (966 amino acids)
Biological process (GO): carbohydrate metabolic process; N-glycan processing
Cellular component (GO): glucosidase II complex
Molecular function (GO): carbohydrate binding; alpha-glucosidase activity
Source: RefSeq, a predicted model, not a curated record